AUGGCCGUGUACAAGCCAAAGGUGAUUUCUCUAACCAAGAGGCCCGGUCAGACGUUCGGCUUCUACUUGAGGUUGGAGCACGGUGAGGAAGGUCACCUGAUCCGCUGCCUGGAGAUGGGAGGUCCGGCCGAGCUGGCCGGCAUGAAAGACGGGGACCGCGUUCUCAGAGUCAACGGCAAAUUUGUCGACGGGCUUUCCCAUUCGGAGGUGGUGGAGUUGGUGAAAAGCAGCGGGGCGACCGUAGCCUUCCACACACUGGACGAAGCUUCCUAUAAGCACGCCAAGUCGCAGGGGGUGAACCUGGAAGAACCUCAACCAACGCCUGCUUUCAACGGUGUGGGGCAUCAAGCUCCAAAAGCAAGACUCUGCUACCUGGUUAAAUCUGGGGCAGACUAUGGUUUCUCCCUUCGUUCAGUCAAAGGCGAGCAAGGCGUGUCCGUGACCGAGGUGGUUCCCGGAGGCGUGGCGGACCGGGCCGGCGUCAAAACCAAUGACCGCCUCUUGGAAGUGAACGGCGAAAACGUCGAGAAAGACACGCACGAGCGCGUGGUGGAUAAAGUCAAGAAGGCGGGCAAGAGCCUCAUGUUCCUACUUUCCGACGCAGAAACAGACCGCUACUACCACAACCUGAAAAUGAAGGUCGGCACUAGCUCUGCUACUACCGAGUGCCUGCCUUGCCAGCCUCGCAUCGUGCAGUUGACCAAAGCGCCCAGCGGAUACGGCUUCCUUCUCCGGGAGGAACCGGACAUGACAGGUCACGUGAUCACCGAGAUAGACAAAGGCAGCCCGGCUGAGCGUGGAGGUCUGAAGGACAAGGACAGAGUAGUGGCUGUGGAUGGCCUACAGGUGGACGCGUACACUCACGAGCAAGUGGUGGACGCUAUCAGGCAGAGCGGCAAUAAAUGCUGCCUCCUAGUGGUGGACAAAGACACGGACCUCAUGUAUGCUCAGGGUAAAGUGUCACCCAUGCUUUUCUGGGAGGAGAAGAAGGACACUCUUUUCCCGCCCAGUUACUCGGAAGCCACCAACUUCCCCGACUUGUAUAAAGCACCCACGCCUGCUGAGGAAAGGAAGGACGAGGAAGAAAUCGAGAUUAAACUCAAGUUGUGUAAAAUGGAAAAGACUGCUGCGGGAUUUGGUUUCCAUCUCAACGGCAUCCAAGGGGUGUUCGGACAGUACAUCAAAGAGGUGGUGAAGGGUGGCGCCGCCGACGUCGCCGGCUUGGAGGAUGACGACGUAGUGGUGGAGGUGAAUGGGAAGAACGUGGAACACUGCACGCACGAGGAGGUGGUGGAGUUGAUCCGUGCCACGGGAAACGAGUUGGAGAUGCUCGUGGCUGCCAAGAACGUAUACGAACGUCUCAAGCUCAGGAGGACGCCCAUCACGCGGCAGCUCAUCGGCGAGACUUUGCGGGCGCAAGUACACAGCCAAGAUCGGGAAUGCGAAGAUCAGGAAUGCGAAGUUCUGGAAUGUGAAAAUCAGGAAGUCGUGCUGCCGGCCAAAGCGAGGCUGUCCGCUACAAUCAUUUCUAGACACAGUGAACAGAGUGGCCUUUCCUCGUCCCCCACUGUAUUAAAAGUCCAAGCCAAAAGGCAAAGGGCCCGAAAUCAGCGCAUUCUCAGCGGACGGGGAGAACCGGAGUUGAGGGCGGUCGUCAUGACGAUCCCAAGCCGAAAAUGGAACUUCUCGUUAGACACGUGA
Molecule: messenger RNA, 1701 nt
Organism: Nerophis lumbriciformis (worm pipefish)
Lineage: Eukaryota; Metazoa; Chordata; Actinopteri; Syngnathiformes; Syngnathidae
Source: RefSeq, a predicted model, not a curated record